CGGGAAGGCGUGUGUGAGUGAGUGAGGGGCCGAGGGGCCGCGCAUCCUCCAGACCCGUCCCCUGCCUGCCAGCUCCGCGCCAGAGGGGCAGGGCGCUGACACCGCGGGAGGCAGUGCCUGGACCCGGAGAGACGGAGCCCGUGGCCCGAGAGGCUGCUGAGCAGGGCCAGGCCGGGCCCUGCCUGCAAGGACGCCCAAGCCCUUCGCCGGCCUCUGCUCCCCAGAGCCCACCAGGCUCCCCUGCUGGCCCCACCAUGACGUCGGAGUCCACAUCACCCCCAGUUGUGCCCCCGCUCCACUCCCCCAAGUCCCCUGUCUGGCCCACCUUCCCCUUCCACCGGGAGGGCAGCAGAGUCUGGGAACGGGGCGGUGUCUCAUCUCGGGACCUGCCCAGUCCUCUGCCCACCAAACGGACCAGGACAUAUUCGGCGACAGCCCGAGCCUCAGCAGGCCCAGUGUUCAAGGGGAUCUGUAAGCAGUUCUCACGCUCACAGGGCCAUGGCUUCAUCACCCCUGAGAAUGGGUCAGAGGACAUCUUCGUGCACGUAUCUGACAUCGAGGGGGAGUACGUGCCGGUGGAGGGCGACGAGGUGACCUACAAGAUGUGCCCUAUCCCGCCCAAGAACCAGAAGUUCCAGGCCGUGGAGGUGGUGCUCACCCAGUUGGCCCCCCACACUCCCCACGAGACGUGGUCCGGCCAGGUCGUGGGCUCCUAGGCUGGGUGGGUGGGGAGCCACACGGGGUGGAUGGGCAGCAGCCGGCCCCAUGCCCCCACUGUGCUGGCUAGCCAGUCCCUGGGGCAUGUCCCCGCGUGCGUGUCCAUCUGUCUGUCUGUGCUUGUGGCUGUGAGCGUGUGCUCCACCCACCCUGUGGCCCAUGACUGCUGUGUGAGCCGGCCAGGAGCUGGACGGAGGGGAGGCUGUCAGGCCCGGCUUCUCCGCUGUCCACCGCCUCUUUGCCCUCCCUGCCCCAGACACACCAGGCCCCUCGGCCCCCUGGCCACUGUCCCAAGUCAGGCUCCAGGGGAACAGUGGGGCCCCUCCAUAUACGCUUGCUCCUCUUGCCCCCAGUGUCCUUCUCUGCCAGGCCCUGGCCGGGGGACAGACUCUGCUGUGCUACUCACCUCCCCCACCCUGGGCUGGGGUCUCCCGCCAUGGCCUGGACCCUUCCCUUCGGGAGCCAGGCCGGUGAGUGCUCUGGGGUGACACCUCGCUGCAGGGCCCGCCUUCCUACUCUCAGCGCACUGGAGGGGCAGGAAAGAGGGGCCUGAGGACAGAAGGGGGCUGGGGCUGCCCAGCCUGGCCAGCCGUGUUCCUUCCCCUGGGCCACGCUGAGCCAGCAGCCUCUCCCUGCCCUGAGGAGGUGAGGGUCCAAGGAGGGGGGUCCAUCUCCCCAGCUGGGAUGGAGCCACCUCCUUUAUCCCGACUCACAAACUCACUGACGCUUUGCCCCGUGCCCACAACGGCUGCUGAGGACGCCUCGAUGGACGGACACACGUCCCCUCAGGCAGGGCCAGGGCUGGGUGCCCAUGAGGAUGGCCCUCAGCCUGGGAAACCUCCAGUCCUGCAACCCCCACGCUAGACCCUCGUCCCAAAGCCACAGGAUGGGUAGCUCCCACUGGCCCCUGACAAACCAGUGGCUUGAGGUGUGGCCUUACCUUGUCCAUCCCUGAUAUGUGGCCCCCUGCCACCUGGAGUCCCUUUGGGGCCAGGGUGUGUGUGUGUGUGCACCCUUGGGUGGGGUGGGGGCCUGGGAUGCGGGAAGCAGGGCCCUGCCUGCCUCCACCUCCCCACCCGUGCCCGGCACGCUCCCUCCCCGAGAGCACAUCACCUGAUGGGGGAAAUGGGGCCACAGGUUCAAGAGAGGGCUGCCAGGGGACAGUGAUUCUCUGAGACCCUGUCUGUGAGUAAAACUGGGGGUUCAAAUGCCUGGAAUGAGGGGGGUCAGUGCCUGCCUAGGACGAUCUCUGGCCCUGUAGGUGCUCCAAGACCCCAGGGCAGAGGUCAGUGGGGCAUCUGCACCCCGAGCCUGCCCCAGUGCUCACCACAGAGGCUGGGAGCCCCCGCCCAUCUGGUACCCCAGUCUGAGAUAGGCUCAGCAAGGCCUGUCCCCUGAGGAACAAGGACCCCACCCCCCAUGGUAGAGUACUUGUUGGCAGAGGUUGACUCUUGGGAGUCCCCAAGGCUUCCCUACUGUGAGGAGGCCCCUUUCAGGCACCAGUCAGCCCAGGGCCACCUGGGGGCAGGGCGGCAGCUCUCCCACUCACAGGCCCUGCAGUGCCCAGCCACAGACCCUCCCAAGUCCCCCCCACUGGGCUCCCCAUCCUUCCUAACACUGGCAAUAAACCCUCAACUGUGA
Messenger RNA from Lemur catta (Ring-tailed lemur), 2358 nucleotides. RefSeq names its product cold shock domain containing C2 (gene CSDC2). Gene Ontology annotation, biological process: regulation of mRNA stability. The record is from RefSeq and is a predicted model, not a curated record. The coding region runs from base 255 to 716 and encodes 153 amino acids. The transcript has 4 exons. Gene Ontology annotation, cellular component: cytoplasm. Gene Ontology annotation, molecular function: mRNA 3'-UTR binding. NCBI's taxonomy places the organism in Eukaryota, Metazoa, Chordata, Mammalia, Primates, Lemuridae.